UCAAUCUUCGCAAUAAUCUAAACUUUUGAUCCAUCUUUGAUUUAAAUCCAAUUCUACACAGUUCUCAAAAAUAACCAUUACAAUUUAUCCUUCCACGAUACAAAUCUAAAUAAAUUCUAAAAUCAGUGUCAUCCUGCAAAUUGAACGAUCGUAUCGAUUGCGCCUCUGGAGAGCAUUUCUACCAGCCAAAUCAACGAGCCAAGUCCACGAGAACUGAUUGCGUGUAUUCGAGGAGCGCGUUCUCUCGGCGAUGAGAAGGAUCGAUGCGGUUUCCGUGGUAACGGCGCCGUCAGAGAGGUCGGAGUCGCGGAUGGUGGUGGACGAAGAGCAUCGAGUACAAAACUGAUGCAGUAACGACACCGCCGUCGCCAAAGAACACAUCUUUUGCACUUUCUCCCGCGUGUGCGUGCAUCCGUGUGCUUCGUCAUUCCUCACCAGCAUUCCGCCUGCACGACGUCGCUUCGAGACGACGAGCAUCAUGCGGAGGCAGCCGAUCCUCCGCGCCAGAACAACGGUAAAAAACUCGAUCGCGAGGGUGAUCGGGGGAAUAUGUACGAAAAAUCAUUGCGACCAGAAUCGGGCAUCCGUUUGUUGCGAAGAUGGAGCGACAUGCCGCAGCAUUUGCAGUUCAAUCCUCACAUCCGCACUGGAUAUAGACCCCUCAUGACCGUGGCCCAGUGUCUCGGCAGUUUGUUUUACAUCCACAAUGAAACUGUCAAUAUCUUGACACAUGGAUUUGCCAUUUUAUAUAUGUUAUUGACUAUUCCUCAACUUCUUCCAUGGAAUACCAAAGGUAUCUUCCUAGCAAUCUUAUCUUGGUGCCAUUUAAUCGGUGCUGUAAGUCCUUGGAUUGGAUCAUUCAUUUAUCAUCUUUUUAUGAAUUUAAACUACGAUGAAAUCUUCUACAGAUCGCUAUUGAAAUUAGAUAUGAUCGGUAUAUGGCUGUGCCAAAGUUUUGGAGCAAUACCUAUGAUAGCAGCAACAGUCCAUUGUUUAUGCGAUAGUUAUUGGUAUAGCUGUAUGUUUAUCUACUGUUCCCUGAGUAUAUGGGGACUUCUCAAGGCAAUGAAUGCACAGUCACCGUGGGAGAGAAGAUUAUGUUUUGCACCUCCUUUUCUCAUGAGAAUGUUAGUACUGAUUCUACGAUGUUUCGGUAUUGGCGGUGGUUCUCCAGAUGCUUUACUUCAUAUUGUGCUACAGGACCUUAUAGCGAUUGUGGGAGCUACUAUAGGUGCCAUGCGUAUUCCUGAAAAAUGGAUACCAGGCAAACUGGACCUGAUAUUGAAUUCUCAUAAUUUAAUGCAUGUGCUGGUUGUCUUGGCGGUUUGUUCGAUGCAUGCUGCAACUUUGCAAGAUCUCACUUGGAUAAUCAACUCGUCUGCGUGCAAUGAAACGAUCUUCGUUCAAUUAAAGCAUGAUGAACUGUGAUGAAAUGACAUGUGUAAACAUAUUUUAAUGAAGUCUGUGAUAAAACGAGCCUAUGCCAACCGGUUACUUUGUUUAAACGACAAAAAUACUUCGUGACCAUAAAAUAUAUAUCUUUUUAAUUAGUAAUAGAAAUGAAAAAAUAUGCAUAUAUAUACAUACCAAAAUUUAAUGAUAAUAAGAAGUAAGCAAUAUUCACUGUACGUGAAAUAAUAGAAGUACAAGUACAAGUACAAAAUUUAACUUGUCAUAUCACAGAGAAUAUCAUAAAUAAAUAAUAUCCACUUUAAUUUAAA
This is a messenger RNA of Apis florea (little honeybee), 1721 nucleotides long. RefSeq names its product progestin and adipoQ receptor family member 4. The record is from RefSeq and is a predicted model, not a curated record. Gene Ontology annotation, molecular function: signaling receptor activity. Gene Ontology annotation, cellular component: membrane. NCBI's taxonomy places the organism in Eukaryota, Metazoa, Arthropoda, Insecta, Hymenoptera, Apidae.